GAAAAAUCAAGAAAUAGACAGGAAGAAGGAAUAUUGAUAAAUGAAGGAAUAGAGAGAGAGAAGGAAGGAGAGACAUAAUAACGAAAGAAAGGAAGGAAGAGAGAGAGAAAAUGAAUAAACUGUAAGAAGUGAAGACAAAGUGAUAAAUGGAAAUGAAAAAAAAAAUGUGAAAUAUGAUCAAGAAAUAAAAAAAAAAUAGAAAAAGAAAACGGGAAUAAAGAAAACGGGAAUAAAGAAAACGGAGAAAACCACCACAAAGAAAACGGGAAAUUAAAAAAAAAAUAAAUAAAUAAACAAAUAAAAGCAAAAGAAAACGAGAAUCCAAAACAAUUUCAAAGACAAACUCAAAAAAAUAAAAAAAAAUAGAAAAGAAAACGGAAUUAAAACAACAUAGAAAACGGGAGUGACAAAAAUUUUCAAGGGGUCACUCAUUUAUAUCUCGCUCAGACAGUCCCCGCCCCCCCCAUGGCCCCGCCCACCUCCCCCAGGACUACCACGCCCACACUGCCUUGGGUGGGCGUGCGGGCGUGCAGGAGCGGCGCCUCUAACUGCUUCAUUGUCUCCAUCCUUCUCACAAUACUCGUGGGUGCCUCAGCCCAGCCAGACUUCGCGCGGCCGCUCAACAAUGUAUCUGUGCCUGUAGGGAGGGACGCCACCUUCUCCUGUGUGGUUAGCGACCUGGGCGGCUACAGGGUGACGGGUGGACGCAAGGAAACUCUACAGGUGGGAUGGGUGAAGGCCGACACGAAGGCAAUCCAGGCCAUACAUAAGCACGUGAUCACCCACAACUCCCGCGUGUCUGUCAGUCACAGCGACCACAACACCUGGAUGCUUCACAUACGCGGGGUGCAAGAGGAGGAUCGAGGCCCCUACAUGUGCCAGAUCAACACGGACCCUAUGCGAUCCCAGAUCGGCCACCUGGAAGUCACGGUGCCCCCAGAAAUUGAUGACGCGACCUCCUCCUCCGACGUGAUGGUUCCUGAGGGCUCCAACGCGAUUCUCUCCUGCCACGCCAAAGGAUACCCGGUGCCCAAGAUCACGUGGGUGCGGGAGGACAAAAAGCCGCUCUCACUCCGCACCAACGAUGUAGCCAAGCCAAAAGUCAAGCAUAUGAACUACGAGGGCGCUGUGCUUAACCUGACGCAGAUCACGAGGUCUGAUAUGGGACCUUACCUGUGCAUCGCUAAUAACAACGUACCGCCUCCUGUCAGCAAAAGGAUAAUUGUACAAGUUACCUUUCGGCCAGUUAUCCACGUGCCGAAUCAGUUGAUAGGUGUACCCGUGGGAAGUCCAGCAACCCUUGUGUGCAACCUGGAGGCGUCCCCAAAGUCAAUACAGUACUGGACUCGUGACUCAGGGGAGAUUGUGAUUAGUAACAGCGAGUACAAAGUGUUUGAAAAGUACACAAACUACUACAUGACCACGAUGACUCUCAAUAUCUCGUCCUUCAAGGCCAGCCACGCCGGGGUCUACCUCUGCACUGCCAAAAACUCACUGGGAGAAACGCAGGGCAGGAUUGAGGUGUACGAGAUCGACGUGCCAACCCAACCCCCUCUGGAAGAAGACUACGAGGAGGAGGAGAAGGAGGAGGCGAUUGGGGGGCGGGGAUCCCAGACAGAUAGACGGGGGCACAUAAAUGAGGUCGGAUAUGGGGGGGAGGGGCGGAAUGGGCACCUCCCUCGACCCCACGACCCCACCAACAGGCACCAGGAGGGGCGGGGAGGGCCACGGCACCCCCAACACCAGACAGAACCUCGAGGGAGCUAAGAAGAAGGACUCCAGUAGGUUUUAUCCAGGGGGGCAGGAGGGGGGUCCGCGCCCCACCAGGAAUCCUUGGUGGGCACGGGAGGACUCCGCCGCCCCCCUCUGGCAACCCCGCCUGUCCCUGGUGGUGGUGAUGGUGGUGGUGGUGGUAGCGCAGUGUGUUGCCUGAAGGAGAUGCUGAUAGUGUUAUUAUUAUUAUUAUUAUUAUUAUUAUUAUUAUUAUUAUUAUUAUUAUGGCUGUUGUUGUUGUCAUUAUUGUAUAUAGUGUGUGUGUGUGUGUGUGUGUGUGUGUGUGUGUGUGUGUGUGUGUGUGUGUGUGUGUGUGUCUAUAUACUCCCCAUAACCCCGUAUAUAAUGUAUUGUCACCCCUCCCCACCCCCUUCCCUCCCCUUCUCCCCACUAAUCACCCCACUAGUGUAAGACUCGUAUAUCCCCCCACUACACUCACCCCAGUACAGUCACCCCCACACCCCUCCACUUUACCCCUCCUCUCCCUCACCCCUGGAUAAACCCAAUGCUCACCCCUUUACCCUCAGAUCACCCCUCUCCGCCCCCCUUUAAGACACACACACUACCCCAUCACCCCAACAAAAAUACAGCCCCUCUUUCAAAACACCCCAAUUCUGUCACCCUUCCACACACCCCCUAUAAAAACUGCUCCCCGUAACACACUUCACCCCAGCUCCCCCUCACCCCAGCCCCUCCGCCCCCCCUACAGUAUACAAUAUUGUUUAGUGAUAUAUUCGUAUACAUGUAUGCAAAAAUGUAUAAAAAAAGCAACAACAACAAUGAAAUAAAGACACACAUGUAUUAAUUUGCAUGUAUACUGAGGUCACAUUCAUACAUACAUACAUACAUUGAUAAGACGUGUAUAUUUGCCCUUACAUGCAUACAUAUACAGUACACACGCUAUGUAUACUUGUUAAUAUACACAAAGUUAAGUAUACAUAGGACUGCAUGCCUCUAAUACAUAUACAUACAUACAUAUCGUUUUUUUGUAAUCAUAUCGUCCCGUCUCUUAGUUAGCAUACAUUAUACAUAGCUGAGAGUGAACAGACAGACAGACAGACAGACAGAUGGACAGACAGACCCAAACAGGAAAAAAUUAUAAAUGAUUGACAAAGAGAAAUCAAAUAAAAUAAGAUUAAAAUUAA
Molecule: messenger RNA, 2918 nt
Organism: Portunus trituberculatus (swimming crab)
Lineage: Eukaryota; Metazoa; Arthropoda; Malacostraca; Decapoda; Portunidae
Product: lachesin-like
Exons: 9
Coding region: 466-1767 (433 amino acids)
Cellular component (GO): neuron projection
Source: RefSeq, a predicted model, not a curated record